Molecule: messenger RNA, 1584 nt
Organism: Rotaria socialis
Lineage: Eukaryota; Metazoa; Rotifera; Eurotatoria; Philodinida; Philodinidae
Source: the annotation of a GenBank genome assembly
AUGCCGAAAAAAGGAAAAGGAAAGAAAGGCGGUAAAGGAAAGAAGGGGAAAAAGAAAAACGAUGAUAAUCCAUUGAAAAUGGAUGCUCGAAAUACAAUUUUAUGGGAAUCUAGACUUAAUAUUGCAGAUACAUCGCGUAAACACUGUCGAGAAGUGGUUGGCACUUUGGCAGGCGACAAUGAAACAUUACGCGACCAACUACGUCAAACGGAAAAAGAUACUAUUGAUGUCGUUAGUUUUCUAAAAAAGCAAGAUAUGGACAAAGAUACUGAAAUCGAACGUUUACAACAAGAAAUCAGUACACUCCAAGUUGAACAAUCUAAAGAUAAACAAGAAUUACUCGAUGAUUUUGACAGGCAACGACGUCAAUUAAAUGAAAGAUUAAGUCGAAAAGAAACUGAACUAGAUGUUAUUCGGCAUGAACUUAAUCAAGUAAAAGAAUUUCGAAAGAAAAAAGCUCAAAUGCAACAAGAACUUGAAGAAAUUAAAGAAGCUAUGCUAUGGAAUGUGCGUGAACAAAAAGAAGCAUUAGAAAAAUUAGAGGAAAGAUUUUCAAAUGAAAAAACGCGUCUACAACAAGAGACGAAUAAACGAAUUGAAGAGAUAGCAGAGCAAGCACAAAAUGAAGCAUUGAAAACCUUAGAUGAAAAAGCUCGCAAUAUUUAUAAAGAAAAUGUUGAUCUUAUUGAAUCGCUACGUAUUUAUAAGAAAGAGCUCGAUGAUUUACAAAAAUCAAAAGAACAAUUGCGAAAACAAGCAACUGUGAUCUUAAGUGAUAAAGAAAUGAAUGAUUUAUUAAUAAAAGAAAAAAUUGAAGAAGUACAAAAAAACAAUAAAUUGAUUAAAGAACUAAAAGAAAAAGUUCAAUAUUUAGAAGUGUCGCUAACGAAAUUCAUUGAAGAAUUUAAUGUUGAACGAAAAACACUUCUGGAACAUUCUCAGAUUGAAUGUGUAUCAUCACAGAAUGAAAUCAUAAAAUUGCAACGUGCUUUAGAAUUAAAAGGCAAAGAAAUGAAUAAAGUUAAAAAAUUAGGUAAAGCGAUUCUUGAACAACGUUCAGAAUUGGAAGCAUUAUUUCUGGAGGCACUACAAAAUGUUAAACGACAUAUUAUUUACAAUCGUUUACAAUAUCAUAAAGAUGCAUUUAGUUCUUAUCAAAAUCGAAUGUUAGCCAUUCAUCAUGGACAUGGAGAUCAAGGACGAAUGAAAACAUUUAACGAUGCAUUUCAUGAAUUUAGUUCAAAUAGUGUUUUUCAUGAUUUGGAAGAACAAUCUAAAUGGGCUAGUGUUGUUGCGGAAGUGAAUGUCACUGAGUUUACAUGGGAACAAAAAGAACAGGUACUACGAGAAUUGUUUAUGCGAAUGAAUACAAGACAAUCCAGUAUGACGGAUUCAUCUGUUAACGCAGCUCACCUACCAAAUGAUGGUCAUCCGAUGGAUCUCAGUCGUGAUAGUACGAACAAUUUAUUUUUGACUCAAAUGGCUCACACAGCUCAACAUGAAACUUCAUCCGAUACAAAGAGCAAUCCAAGCACAUCUGGCAUACUCAAAUUACCUCAAAUUUCAUCAUCAGCUACCUCAUAA